UAGGUGCCCAGAUUUCAACGACAAACCUUGGGCUGAGUGACGUUAUCUGAUGGAUAAAGAUGGAUCCCAACGGACAAAGGAUAAGGAUGCGGUAAUAGAGGAGAUGCAAGAAAAAUAUGAAGGAAAUGGCCAGGCAAAUGACAAAUUUCAAAACGAAGGUCGGAACUACGUACCGGGACAAGCCUGGAUCCCCCUACUCUCUGCGGUGGGAUCGUCGGAACACCGACCCAUGGAGGAGUGUCGAAGACCGUAACCCUCGCACACUGGCUGAUUACCGUGCGAGGGAAAGAGAUGAAGAUAAGCGGCGGCGUAGAGAUGAAGAAGAUCAUAGACGUAGGGAAGAGAAGGAUCGAAGGCGCAGAGAUGAGGAUGAUCGGAGGCGUAGAGAGGAUGAAGAGCGGAGGCGCAGGGAUGAUGAUAUAGACAGAGACCGCCGGCGUGAUGGGUAUCGAAGAGGAGAUUCUUAUAGUCGACGUGACAGAUCCGACCAGUAUCCUCGCAGUCCCAGGGACCAGUACUCGCGCAGUCCCAGAUACGGUGGGAAUGCCGAUGGGUACCGGAGCCCGGGUAACUUUAACUCGAGGAAUAGAGAGGACUCCUGCCGUCGGUGGGAAUUGGAUAGGGACCGCCGAGAUGGAUAUCGAAGCGGUUACGAGCGGACAGAGAGAGGUGGCGAUCGCAGAGAAGAGUCACGGGGACAGUAUGAGCGAGGAGGAUAUCCUGCGUCGCCAGGAUAUCCCAAGUCCCCAAACUACCCUAGAUUUCCUGGGCCAUCCAACCAGGAUGACGGGCAGUGGAUUGAAGGAGAAGAGGUUAUACUUUCCCCAUGCAAACGUGGGGCCAGAAAGUUCACGAUGAAGAGUACCCUGGAUGACAUAGAUACGGUUGAGCCUCUUAGACGUGCGCUCAGGCAGCCGAUGCAGUGCACUAUACUUGAAUACUUGGCAGCCUCGAGACCAGCGCGAGAUGAAUUGCAGAUGAUUACGCAUAAGACACGUAUUCCUCUAAACGACGAAGUCCAGAUGGCGACAAAACAGGAGGAGAUACCCACUGUUGCAGUAUCAAGUAUGGUCGCUAAGGCAGAUCGUGCUGCAACAGUGUUCUUAUAUGGGAUAGAGGGAGUGCCUCCUGACAAGGUUUACAUUCUAGGCAGUGGGACAGUACAGACUACCCUCAACGACGAGGUGGUCCUUCAUGCCGUAAUCGAUAACGACAACGAGGCUGUCAUUAUAGACGAGGGUCAGACGGUCCGAUUGGGAUUAGAUCUGGAUAGGUCGUACCAAUUUGAGAUAGAGACCGCUGAUGGAAGGAAACAGAAGGUCACCGGAGUUUGUCACAAAGCAACAAUCGAGGUCGAAGGACUAAGGGUGAUGAUGCCUGUCUUCGCGGUUCGGGAUUGUAUUGUAGAGUUAUUAUUGGGGCGGACAUGUCUAAGUCACGUCGAUGCCGUUACUAUAGAACGACCGGAUGAAAGCCAGAUACUAUCCAUCAAGCGUCCAGACGGUGGGCGGAUUAUGAUGGAGACGGUAGAGCCUCGUGAUCCGAGGAACAAAGCGGUUCUCGCUGCAGGGGGCCGCAUACCGGUUCCCCUUGCAAGUCGCUCCCUGAGCUUUCGCGAAAAGAAGUAUGGACCUCUGCUUACAGAAGAAGAGGGUCAUAUAGUCAAUGCUGUGACGAUUCGGGAUGUAGGUGUUGUGCCGCACGCUGAUCUAUUAGGAGAAGGAGCGGCAAGCAGAUCCAUUUAUUCUGUCUGCGAUUUAUUUCCGGGAUAUGACGAGAUACCACUAGAUCCGAGAGAUAGGCAUCUCACAGCCAUGCACACGCCGCUCGGAUUAGUGCAGAUGAAGGUCGUUCCGAUGGGAUGGACCAAUGGGGUAGCGGUCUUUCAGAGGGCCAUGGUUGCGGUUCUGAAAUACUUUAUCCCUGAUAAAGAAGAAGUUUUUCUGGACGACUUUCCGAUAAAAGGACCAGUGGUGAAAGACGAAACGGAAGUUGCUCCUGGUGUCAGGAGAUUUGUUGAGCAACACCUGACGGAUAUUUACGCUGUCCUGGAGCAGCUAGAUGAAGCUAACCUGACGGUUAGCGGGACAAAGAGCCGAUGGGCCGUAUCGACGAUUAAAAUUCUAGGGUUUAUAUGUGACGCGAAAGACCGACGCCCCGACCCUGGGAAGCUGGAGAAGUUGUUAAAUUGGCCGACUCCUUUGCACAGUGCAACUGAAGUUCGCCAGUUUUUAAGGGUUGUUGGUUAUUGGCGGAUCUUCAUACAUGGAUAUGCGGAGAAGGGAGAGCCUCUGCGGACCCUUCUUAGGAAGACCGAGAAGUUCUACCGGGAUUCUUCUCAAGAGCUUGCAAUUCAAUCCCUCAAGGAAAAAUUUAAAGAAGGCGGCCGAAUUCUAGGUGUGCCAUUCUUUGAGGACGAGACGGACAGACCGUUCAUAGUGUCUACGGAUGUUGGACCAUGUUCGGUUGGGGGAUUGCUAUCUCAGAAGGAUGCUCAAGGGAAAGAAAGACCAUUGAGGUUCGAGAGCCGAACACUCAACACUGCUGAACGCAACUACAAUCAGUUUAAGAAGGAAGUGUUGACUGUUCUACGGUGCUUAGACACCUUUAGGCAUUACGUAUAUGGAAGAGGGUUCGUUCUGAGGGUAGACCCUACAGCGGUGGUGUCAAUCCUACAAAAGGAUUUCAGUUUGACGGAUUCUACGAUCGCGCGAUGGCUGAUCAAGAUUCGACUUUAUGACUAUACUGUGGAAAGGAUCUCGGGGGCAAAGAACGCCGUGGCUGACGGACUCUCACGGAUUCUGAUUGAGGCGGAGCAGGUGAUAACAGUUGCUGCACUGACUAUGACUGAGCCUAGAUGAAUGGAUCGCUUCCUCGUCAAUCUCUAUGAAGGUAAGUACCGCACGAUAGGGUUGCAUCUGUUAGGAGAGGAAAACACUGAUUCGGACAUCCAGAGACAGGCUGCGCAGUAUUGCCUUAGGGCUGGGUAUUUGUUCCGACGACCUGUGGGAGCAGGGAUGCCUCUCCGGGUGAUCUGUGAUCCGGAGGAGAAAUAGUCCAUAGUGACCGAGUUACAUGACGGUGUAGUCGAAGGACAUAGAGGAGUAAAAGGAACGAAUGAGA
Messenger RNA from Chara braunii, 3123 nucleotides. Lineage: Eukaryota; Viridiplantae; Streptophyta; Charophyceae; Charales; Characeae. The record is from the annotation of a GenBank genome assembly.